AUGGGAUCAGAGGCAAGAUAUCGGUUAGAGAAGACAACGGGAGAAGAGGCAGGAUAUCGGAAAGGCAAGACAAUGGGAGAAGGGGCAGGAUAUCGGAUAGGGAAGACAAUGGGAGAAGGGGCAGGAUAUCGGAUAGAGACGACGUUGGGAGAAGGGGUAGGAUAUCGGAUAGGGAAGACAACGGGAGAAGGGGGUGGAUAUCGGAUAGGGAAGACAAUGGGAGAAGGGGCAGGAUAUCGGAUAGGGAAGACAACGGGAGAAGAGGCAGGAUAUCGGAUAGGGAAGACAAUGGGAGAAGGGGCAGGAUAUCGGAUAGGGAAGACAAUGGGAGAAGAGGCAGGAUAUAUGAUAGGGAAUUCAACGGGAGAAGAGGCAGGAUAUCGGAAAGAGAAGACAAUGGGAGAAGGGGCAGGAUAUCGGAUAGGGAGGACAAUGGGAGAAGGGGCAGGAUAUCGGAUAGGGAAGACAAUGGGAGAAGGGGCAGGAUAUCGGAUAGGGAAGACAAUGGGAAAAGAGGAAGGAUAUCGGAUAGGGAGGACAAUGGGAGAAGGGGAAGGAUAUCGGAUAGGGAAGACAAUGGGAGAAGGGGCAGGAUAUCGGAUAGGGAGGACAAUGGGAGAAGGGGCAGGAUAUCGGAUAGGGAAGACAAUGGGAAAAGAGGAAGGAUAUCGGAUAGGGAAGACAAUGAGAGCAAUGGGGAGGGGGAUAUGGAAUAGGAAAGAAAAAGAAAGCAGUGUCCGUUUUCUUUGA
Molecule: messenger RNA, 750 nt
Organism: Ylistrum balloti
Lineage: Eukaryota; Metazoa; Mollusca; Bivalvia; Pectinida; Pectinidae
Product: keratin-associated protein 6-2-like
Exons: 1
Coding region: 1-750 (249 amino acids)
Source: RefSeq, a predicted model, not a curated record